GAUAUGCGCGCGCAUCUGUCAAAUUAUUUAGCUCGCGAAACAAAUUUGUUAUUGCAAUAUUUACAUUAAAAAGAUAAAUUGUAACAAGUUAAAGUUCAGGUUCAAAAUAAAUAGUGUUGGCAAUGUUAUGUUAUUGAACGGAAAUGUGAAGUGAUGUUUCUAUAGUUCGACAAAAAUAGGUUACUAGGUUGUGUGUUGUGAGUUGUUGCAGUAGAUUUAUUCUGAAUAAGUAUAUAUUUUUAAAUACACGACAUGGUUUAGAAUGUCAUAAUAACAUUCCGGAUCAUAAAAUGAUAGUUUUAAGCUGGCAUGAAAUGAGGUAAAUCUAAAAAUAUGUUUGUCAAAUGAAAGUUAAAUGUUACAAUGAAUUAGAAACAUGUCGAGAUGUUUACGAGUAUGUGGGGCAUAUUCGUAUAGACUUACACGCAGACAUUCUACACUACUUCUAUUUAUUUCGUUUGUUGUUACUAUUACUGUGAUAUUCCACUUGUAUGCAUUUAAACACCACGAAAGACCCCACGCGUCUGCACAAAUUGGAGAUUAUGAAUACAAACCUGGAGCUUUCCUACGAGGUCGACAGCCCAAUGAGAACAAAAGCUAUUGUGAAUUUAAUUAUGGCCUUCCACAAUACAUCAACUGGGGAACUUUCCCAAUAUUUUCUUCCCCUGAAUCAGGUGUCACUGGACCUUAUAGAGUCAUAUACAACGCAAUCAGAGGAACAGAAUAUGCUAACGAUACAAAGUAUGACGCGGUGACGUAUGCUACACAAGCAACGCCAGAAUUUAUUUAUCACAUUGUUGAAAUAGCCAAGUAUUGGGAUGGCCCAAUCAGUUUUGCCCUGUACGUGCCCAACUACGAUUUGGAUGUCUCUGUUCAAAUAUUAAAACACAUUUGUUCAUGUUAUCCUGCCAUGUCAAAGGUAUCGGUUCAUUUAUUUUACCCGAAACGAUAUCCACCCAAAAUUAGGAAGCCAGAGGACUUUAUACUUACCACGGUAAUACCGACUGUUGCUGUAAACAUAUCCAGUGAUGUCAUUUUAAAAAAUAAGCUAGAUAAUUACAGGAACUUGGAUCGUAAAUCCCGAGCUGAAUACGUACAAUAUGUGAGAAAAAGGAAAAUUGAACGAAUGAUGGCAAAAGUAAAUAAAAAAGAGGAAAGCGCACCGAAUUUGCAUUUUGCCGAUUGCUCUGGGCCUGACGUAUCCGACAUACCGACAUUUCGGCGCGAACAUAAAAUGAUAUAUCCAAUAAACGUAGGAAGGAACAUCGCACGGAAUGCGUCGAAGACAAACUAUUUCAUUGUGUCGGAUAUAGAAAUGGUGCCGAGUUUCGGAUUAGCACCGAAAUUUCUAAGAAUGGUGAGGAAACUUAUGGGCGAUAAGAAACGCGACGAGGGCUGUAUAUUCGCUAAGACGGUCUUUGUAGUGCCGCUGUUUGAAGUUGAAAGGGGAGAGGAUAUCCCUCACGACAAAGACACGUUGGUGAAUAUGGUAAUCUCGAACCGCGCUAUGUAUUUCCAUCAAAAGAUUUGUUCGCACUGUCAACGGUUUCCCGGACUUCAGACUUGGCUACUACGGGCUCCGCACAAUACACUAGAGCCAAUGCUGAUAGCUCGAAGGGAAUAUCCCUAUCACCGCUGGGAGCCACUUUAUUUCGGAACUAACAAGGAGCCCUGGUACAGUGAGAUGCUGUCUUGGGACGGCAGACAGGACAAAAUGACGCAGAUGUUGGAGCUGUGUCUUCAGGACUAUCGGAUGGUGGUACUCGACGGAGGUUUUCUCUGCCACGCCGCGGCCAACAAGAAUACUUCUCAAAACGCAAGAGCACAGUACCUCAAUCGACAACGAUAUCAGAGCAUUAUUGCUUCGUUUAAGGAGAAAUAUCCCGAUCGACCUAAGUGUAAGAUCACGUGGGGAUGUAAGCAUACUAAUUAAUGUUUAUAAAGCCUUUUUUGUAUAUUGUCGCUUAUGUCUGACUUAAGUUGGGGUACAGAUGUUUAUUAUUAAUGUGUACGAUGGUAAAGCUUAGGUUUCCUAGAAAAGCGGUGCCGUUAACUAACGACCGUCAUUUUACGGUUGUUAAUAACAGCGAUCUUUAGUUUUUAACAUAAUGCAAAAAACAAUCGUUCUCGCUCGUCCACGUCAUGGUCACAGUCACCGCUACACACGAAAAACGUUGAACUAAUGUUUAUCACCGCUAUGACGGCCGUCAUGCAAAUGAUAGCACCGCUA
Messenger RNA from Pieris napi, 2230 nucleotides. Its product is annotated as beta-1,4-glucuronyltransferase 1-like. The transcript is spliced from 4 exons. The record is from RefSeq and is a predicted model, not a curated record. NCBI's taxonomy places the organism in Eukaryota, Metazoa, Arthropoda, Insecta, Lepidoptera, Pieridae. Bases 377 to 1933 code for a protein of 518 amino acids.